This is a messenger RNA of Sinocyclocheilus rhinocerous, 4440 nucleotides long. RefSeq names its product kinesin-1 heavy chain. NCBI's taxonomy places the organism in Eukaryota, Metazoa, Chordata, Actinopteri, Cypriniformes, Cyprinidae. Bases 72 to 2954 code for a protein of 960 amino acids. Gene Ontology annotation, biological process: microtubule-based movement. Gene Ontology annotation, molecular function: microtubule binding; microtubule motor activity; ATP binding. The transcript has 27 exons. The record is from RefSeq and is a predicted model, not a curated record.
AGACCGACCUCGGGAGGAGCGCUCACCAUCAUCAUCAUCCUCCUCCCUCCUCAUCCUCCUCACAGUUGAAGAUGGCGGACCCGGCCGAGUGCACCAUCAAAGUCAUGUGCCGUUUUCGGCCUUUAAACGGUUCGGAGGUGAUGAGGGGAGACAAAUAUGUCCCCAAAUUUCAAGCAGACGAUAAUGUGGUCGUCGGGGGAAAGCCGUAUGUGUUUGAUCGAGUGUUUCAGUCUAACACUACUCAGGAGCAGGUUUACAACGCUUGUGCUCAGAAGAUUGUUAAAGAUGUGCUUGAGGGUUAUAACGGUACAAUAUUUGCUUACGGACAAACCUCUUCUGGAAAAACACACACUAUGGAGGGAAACCUGCACGAUCCAGAUGGCAUGGGCAUUAUUCCGCGGAUCGUCCAGGAUAUAUUCAACUACAUUUACUCCAUGGAUGAAAACCUGGAAUUCCAUAUCAAGGUCUCCUAUUUUGAGAUUUACCUGGACAAGAUCAGGGAUUUGCUGGAUGUAUCUAAGACCAAUCUGUCUGUACAUGAAGACAAGAACAGAGUCCCUUAUGUAAAGGGUUGUACUGAACGGUUUGUGUGUAGCCCAGACGAAGUGAUGGACACCAUUGAUGAAGGCAAAUCCAACAGACACGUGGCUGUCACAAACAUGAACGAGCACAGCUCCAGGAGUCACAGUAUCUUCCUGAUAAACGUCAAGCAAGAGAACACACAGACGGAGCAGAAACUGAGUGGCAAACUCUUCCUGGUGGAUUUAGCAGGAAGCGAGAAGGUCAGUAAAACCGGAGCAGAGGGUGCUUUAUUGGAUGAAGCCAAAAACAUUAACAAAUCUCUUUCCGCUCUGGGCAACGUCAUCUCUGCUCUAGCUGAAGGAACGACGUACGUUCCCUACAGAGACAGUAAGAUGACGAGGAUCUUGCAGGAUUCUCUGGGUGGAAACUGCAGGACAACUAUAGUGAUCUGCUGCUCUCCAUCUUCCUUUAACGAGGCCGAGACCAAAACUACGCUCAUGUUCGGACAGAGAGCAAAGACCAUCAAGAACACAGUGUGUGUGAACGUGGAGCUGACAGCUGAGCAGUGGAAGAAGAAAUAUGAGAAGGAGAAAGAGAAGAACAAGACGCUAAAGAACACCAUCACCUGGCUGGAGAACGAGCUCAACCGCUGGAGGAACGGUGAGAGCGUCCCAAUUGAGGAGCAGUACGAUAAGGAGAAGGCAAAUGCAGAUGUUCUGGCCCUGGAUAAUGUGAUGAAUAAUGAUAAAUUCACCUCGUCUCCCAGCGUGCCCGGCCUUAAAUUGACUGAUGCUGAGCGUGAGAAGUGUGAGGCUGAAUUGGCCAAACUCUACAAACAGCUGGAUGACAAGGAUGAUGAGAUAAAUCAGCAGUCUCAGCUGGCUGAGAAACUCAAGCAGCAGAUGUUGGAUCAGGAAGAGCUGCUGGCCUCAACGCGAAGGGACCAUGACAACCUGCAGGCGGAGCUCACCCGUCUGCAGAUGGAGAAUGAGGCGUCUAAAGAGGAGGUGAAGGAGGUGCUGCAGGCCCUGGAGGAGCUCGCCGUCAACUAUGAUCAGAAGAGUCAGGAGGUGGAGGACAAGACCAAGGAGUUUGAAUCCCUGAGUGAAGAGCUCAACCAGAAAUCUAGCGUUCUUGCAUCUAUCGACUCUGAGCUGCAGAAACUGAAGGAAAUGACUAACCAUCAGAAGAAGAGAGUCACUGAGAUGAUGUCAUCACUGCUUAAAGACCUGGCAGAGAUUGGCAUCGCCAUAGGCAGCAAUGACAUUAAGCAGCAUGAGGGUGGAGGUCUCAUUGAUGAAGAGUUCACAGUCGCUCGUCUGUACAUCAGUAAGAUGAAGUCGGAGGUGAAAACUCUGGUGAAGCGCAGCAAACAGCUGGAAAGUGCUCAGGCCGAGAGCAACAAGAAGAUGGAUGAGAACGAGAAAGAGCUCGCAGCCUGUCAGCUCCGUAUCUCUCAGUAUGAGGCAAAGAUCAAGUCCCUGACAGAGUAUCUGCAAAACAUUGAACAGAAGAAGAGACAGCUAGAGGAGAACGUCGACUCUCUCAAUGAGGAACUAGUCAAACUCAGUGCACAGGAAAAAGUUCAUGUCAUGGAGAAGGAGAAUGAGAUACAGAGUGCUAAUGAAGUCAAGGUUGCAGUUGAGCAGCAGAUCCAGAACCACAGAGAAGCUCAUCAGAAACAGCUGAGCAGCCUGAGAGACGAGCUGGAGAUCAAGGAGAAACUCAUCACUGAACUGCAGGAUCAGAACCAGAAGAUCAUGUUGGAGCAGGAGCGCUUGAAGGUGGAGCACGAGAAACUCAAAAACACUGACCAGGAGAAGAGCCGCAAACUGCACGAGCUGACGGUGAUGCAGGACAGAAGGGAACAGGCCAGACAGGAUCUCAAAGGCCUGGAGGAGACAGUGGCCAAAGAGCUGCAGACUCUUCAUAACCUGAGGAAACUCUUUGUUCAGGAUCUGGCCACACGGGUGAAGAAGAGCGCUGAGAUGGACUCAGAUGACACUGGCGGCAGUGCGGCACAAAAACAGAAGAUCUCAUUCCUUGAGAACAACCUUGAGCAGCUCACUAAAGUGCACAAGCAGUUGGUGCGUGAUAACGCUGACCUGCGCUGUGAGCUGCCCAAGCUGGAGAAGCGCCUGCGGGCCACGGCGGAGCGUGUGAAGGCUCUGGAGUCUGCACUCAAAGAGGCCAAAGAGAACACAGCCCGUGACCGCAAACGCUACCAACAGGAGGUGGACCGCAUCAAAGAGGCCGUCAGAGCCAAGAACAUGGCCCGCAGAGGACACUCCGCACAGAUCGCCAAGCCAAUCAGACCAGGUCAGCCCCCUGUCGCCUCUCCCACCCACCCCAAUGUCAACCGCUUAGGGGCGGGGCUCUUCCAGAAUAACCAAUCAGCGGGCAUCCGUGGUGGAGGCGGAGUCAAACAGUAAAAUAACUGUUGAAUGCUGAAUUUAACCCCAGUAGCCCCAGCUGAAGCUGAUAUCACCCCAAAAAGCUGAACAGGCAUUCCACAGCACGGGAGGGUUCAAUACUAUACAUAUGAAAAUGAAUAUAAGUAUAUAUAUGUGUAUGAAACAUGAAAUACUAUCCCCGUCUGGGCUGUACAGUUGUUCCUCCAUUCUUAUCUCUCAUAUCUUCCCUUUAAAAUAUAAAGAAAACUAAAAAAAAAAAAAAGCACCAGUGGACACGUGUGUAAUUAGCGUGUAUCUCUUCACUCUUGCACAGUAGGUUUCUGCUCACAUCCUGCUCUCCACGUCCUUCACUGUGCCAAGUUGAAUGUAUUACAAAAUUACAAAAGAAAAAAAGGCAGAAAUGAAUGAAAAAUGGAAAAAAAGAACAAAAAAUUCUAGCUGCAUUAUUUUUACAUUCACAUUUUGGGUUUGUUUAGAGAGUUAGCUUGUUAUCUCUUGCUUUGAGUAGUUUCUAUUGAACAUUUCAACUAAAUAAGUAAGUUAAACACUACAAUUGAACUGUAUAUAUGAACCAUUGAACUAGUUUUUGUAAUGAUGGACAUGUUCAGAACAGAAGAAAGAUUUAAAUUAUGUUGAAAGUAGAUGAAAGGUUUCUGAAAGUAGACAAACGAGAUGCAGUUCCAUGAAAUGAGAACGAAAAGGCUGCUUAAUGUAGACGCACCUGAGCUGCAGGAAUAUUUAAAGCACUGUACGAACACACAACGAGUACUCCUUGUUACAGCAUAAAGACCUGUGUGUAUGCCACAGCCUGAGGUCUUAGAUGAGUCAUAGCUAGGUAAAAAAAAAAAACAAUAAUACUGAUGUCACAUGCUCAUUUUGACAUUUCAAUAUUUAACUUUUAAGCAGGUAGAGUUUGUCGUAUCGAUGCUGCUCCGUAGCUCAGUCACUACAAAUCAUUAAUAAUCAUGUGUGUGGAUUUCUCCUCUUAGUUUUACCUACCAUAUUCCCAGACAGGAUUCUUGUUAUAUUGUUUUUGGUAGGCAGGGAACCUUGCAGUUUAUUAGAGAGAUUGACCCAACAAUGAAAAAUGUAUUCACUCUCAUGGUGUUCCAAACUUGUUCGAUUUUUUUUAAUGAAACACUAAAGAAUAUCUAAAUGCUUAUGCUGCUUUUUGAAAUGAAAAUGGAUGAGAUGGACAAUUUCAAGCUCCAAAAAGGACAAGAAGCGCUAUUGAGGUAGUCCAUUAUGACUUGAGCGACUUCUGAAGUCAAACAACUGCAAAUUUAAGUCAUUAUUCACUUCAAAUCUUGCCCUCCGUGAUCAUUCGAUUGAGACAUAAUGGCAUUCGGUGGCACUGACAUCAAACCUGCCACAGCGUGUCUUUUAUUCACCAUAUUUGAGUUAAAACGUAAAUGCAUAUGAGAUGUCAAGAUUUUCAGUGGUUGUCAUACUUUAAGCUGCUUUUUAUGUUUCUGGUGCUCCUUUUCAAUCCUUGUUUUCAUUU